UAAAUCAUGUAUGACCAAAAUUCUUCUUUUUUUUUUCUUAAUUCUUUUCAUGGAGUAGUUAAUUUCUAAAUAAAUUAACAUUUUACAUUCUCUGAAAGUUCUACCACACCUAGGCAUCUACGACAGAGUCCAAUAUGGAGCCAACUGCUUCCCUCCAUUAUUUUUUAUUUCCCUCCAUAGUUCUUUUUUCGUUUCCCUCCUAUUUUAGAAACCGUUUCUUUGUUGAUUUGAUAUAAACCGUUCUGAAACUUACUUAGCCUUUUAUUUAUUGAAACUCCUGUCUUUCCAGAGCUGUUCAUCUAUGUUCAGAAAUCAGGACAGUCAGCACCAUGCCAAAGGUUAAACGUUUCCAGAAUCCAUUAAAGUCACCUCAAGGAUCACAUGAUGCUCAUGGAAGUUCUUCAUCAUCAACAACUCCAGCCCGUUCACAUGCUAUAGAGCCCUCAACAUUGUUACAAGCCCCCCCCCACAUGCUCCAGCAAAUUCUUCACUAGCUGAUGAAGCCCCACCACAACAAGAAGCUCCAACUCAGCCUUCUAAUCCACGUGCAACAGUUGCACGCCUUGGACGGGCAUCUACGCAAUAUUGGAGAGUAGAGGCAAUAGGUAUAUGUCUUGUAUAUAUGUUUACUUGACUUAAUAAAUAUUUUACUUUUCCCGUUUUAGUUGAGUAACUUGUUUUCUUAUUAAAGACUCAAACAACGUUACCAAGAUGAUAAAUGUCAAGGCUAAUGAGGUCAACAACCUGCCUACCGGGGAACGCAUCAUUGUGAACUUUGAUUACUACGGUGCAGCAUAUGGGGAAGCGCAAGGAUUGCUUGCUGGAUAUUGUGGAUUAUUGGCCAUUGAUGGCAAUUUGUUUCCAAUUAAUUUUGACAGGUGGUCAGGGCCAUCGGGUCUUCCUAAAAAAUACAUGGAAGACUGCUUUGAAACACUCCUAAAGCCUCGAUUCUUUUUUAGGACUACUGAUGCCAUUUCAUACAGAUAUUGCAACUGUAGUUUAAAUAAAAAGUGGGCUACACAUAGACAAAGGUUGUGGGAAGAAUUUUAUGACCCAGCCAAGUGCAGAAAUGAAAUUUUAAGAAAUGUGCCACUGGGUAUAUAUAGAGAUCAGUGGGCUGGAUUUGUCGCUUAUCGUCUAAAAGAAGAAACAAUUGAGCUUUGUCGAAGAAAUAAAGAAAUUCGACGCAAGCAAAAAAUUCCUCACACCGGCGGUUCAAAAGCUAACUCGAGAAGACGACAUGAGCUGUUGUUGGAAACUGGACAAAAUCCUAGUCGAGGAAAAAUGUUUAUCGAAACUCAUAAGAGAAAGGAUGGUUCAUUUGUCAAUGACGAGGCAAGGACUAUAGUGGAACAAAUUCAACUUAAUCAAGGCAGUGAGUCUGAAAUUUCUGCAAAUGAUAUUAUCGGCAAGGUGUUAGGGGCAGAGCACUCUGGGAGGGUACGAUGUAUGGGUAUGGGAGAAACUCCUUCAAAUACAUUCAAUAAUUUCAAGCGACGACUUAAUGGUCUGAACACUUCUACAUCUAGCUUUGAUUCGUCAUCUGCAACUUCUACCUACUUGCAUCAAAAGGUCGCGCGUUUGGAGUCCCAAUUAGAAGGAAUGUUGACUGCACUGAAGGAUUACAUGAUAUCAAAGGAAGGAGGGGUUCCUGAAGAAUUUGUUGAUCUGUUUGCUCCUCAACCACAGCCUAGCGAUGAUGCCGGGAGUGAACCUACUUCGCCGGUGAAUAUAAGAGCAUCAUCGGGUGACAUCAAUGGAAAUGAUCAAGCAAAUACUUAGAAUUUUAUCUAUUUCAGUAUGACACAACUUUUGCUUCUAUGAAUUUAACGUAGUAGUGUUUAGCAGACAUUAGUUUAUAUUACUUCAGCUUGUUCUGUAGUACUUGAAUUUGUGACUUUUGUUGUUAUGGAUCUUUUUAUGAAAUAUGAUUUAUGUUAUA
Molecule: messenger RNA, 1942 nt
Organism: Lycium barbarum (goji berry)
Lineage: Eukaryota; Viridiplantae; Streptophyta; Magnoliopsida; Solanales; Solanaceae
Exons: 7
Coding region: 712-1782 (356 amino acids)
Source: RefSeq, a predicted model, not a curated record